Molecule: messenger RNA, 4072 nt
Organism: Osmerus eperlanus (European smelt)
Lineage: Eukaryota; Metazoa; Chordata; Actinopteri; Osmeriformes; Osmeridae
Gene: rfx2
Product: regulatory factor X, 2 (influences HLA class II expression)
Exons: 18
Coding region: 168-2432 (754 amino acids)
Biological process (GO): regulation of transcription by RNA polymerase II
Cellular component (GO): nucleus
Molecular function (GO): DNA-binding transcription factor activity, RNA polymerase II-specific; RNA polymerase II cis-regulatory region sequence-specific DNA binding
Source: RefSeq, a predicted model, not a curated record
ACAGUUGCCUCGAGACCCCUACGCUCCAUAGUGACUGUAGCCGUGGAGACAGUUACUUACCAACGGGCGCAACACUCAGCAACAGCAGCAGCAACUGGAAGUCAACGAUCAAGUGAGAGAGAGGAAAGAGAGCACAGCCAGGGCAGAACUUAACUCAAAGUCCCAGCAUGCAGAGCUCCGAGGGAGGGUCCGAUUCGUCGUCCAGUGUGGCGCUGCGCACCUCCACCUCAGCCCAGGCCCCUGUGGUGCAGCCCGUCCCUGCCUCACAACAGAGGGUUCUGGUCCAGGCGACAGGCUCGGCUCAGAAGGGAGCACAGGUACAGCAGCUUUCAGUACCCAGAGUGCAACAGGUCCCCCAGCAGGUGCAGCAGGUGCAGCAUGUCUACCCCCCGCAGGUUCAGUAUGUCGGGGAGAGUGGAGAGGCUGUCUACACCAACGGAACCAUCCGGACAGCCUACUCCUACAACCCCGAGGCCCAGCUGUACGGGCAGGGCAGCGGCGGGGCCUACUUCGACUCCCAGGCGGGCGGCGCCCAGGUCACCACGGUGGUGUCGUCCGCCAGCGGCGUGCCCCCGCACGGCAUGGUGGGCAUCGCCAUGGACGUGGGCGGCAGCCAGAUCAUCUCCAGCGGGAGCGCCUACCUGAUCCACGGGGGCAUGGAGGGCGGCCGACACCACUCCUCCCACUCCUCGCGCUCCUCCUCCGCCAUGCUUGAAAUGGCGAUUGAAAACCUCCAAAAGUCUGAAGGGAUUGCCACUCACAAAAGCAGCCUGCUCAACAGCCAUUUGCAGUGGCUGCUGGACAACUAUGAGACUGCAGAGGGGGUGAGCCUGCCCCGGAGCUCCCUGUACAACCACUACCUGCGGCACUGCCAGGAGCAGAAGCUGGACCCGGUCAACGCCGCCUCCUUCGGGAAGCUCAUCCGCUCGGUCUUCAUGGGGCUGAGGACACGACGCCUGGGCACCCGAGGCAACUCUAAGUACCACUAUUAUGGGAUCAGGCUGAAGCCAGACUCCCCGCUCAACAGGCUGCAGGAAGACUCCCAGUACAUGGCCAUGAGGCAGCAACCUGUCCACCAGAAACAGAGCCACCCUUUAGUUCUUCCCAGCCCCACCCAACAUAGCUGUGCUGCCCUCUCCCCUCUCCGCAGGUUCAAACCCCUGCAGAAGGUGGACGGCAUGGCGGACGGCCUCUCCGGAGGCUCCCAGCACUCGGCCAGCACCCCGGAGCAGUCCGUGGCGGCCCAGAGCCAGCACCACCAGCAGUACAUCGAUGUGACCCACGUCCUGCCCCCGUUCCCCAGCCCGGACCUGGGCUCUCUUCCUCUGCCCGAGCGCAUCAACAUGAACGACGUGAAGAAGCUGCAGAACCUGUACAGGGACCACUGUGAGGCUACCCUGGAUGUGGUGAUGAACCUCCAGUUCCACUACAUUGAGAAGCUUUGGCAGACCUUCUGGUAUUCAACAGCGCCAUCUAGUGACGGCUCCACCACCAUCCCCAGCAGUGACGAGGACAUGGACGGGGUUAUCCCCAGAGAGAAGCUGGUGGCCCUGUGCAAGUACGAGCCAGUGAGGCUCUGGAUGAGAGGCUGUGACCACAUCCUGUACCAGGCCCUGGUGGAGAUCCUCAUCCCCGACGUGCUGCGUCCUGUCCCCAGCACUCUGACCCAGGCCAUCCGAAACUUCGCUAAGAGCCUGGAGGGCUGGCUGACCACCGCCAUGAACGACUUCCCCCAGGAGAUUGUCCGCACCAAGGCGGCGGUAGUGAGCGCGUUCGCCCAGACCCUGCGCAGGUACACGUCUCUGAACCACCUGGCCCAGGCGGCUCGGGCCGUCCUCCAGAACACCUCCCAGAUCAACCAGAUGCUCAGCGACCUGAACCGCGUCGACUUUGCCAACGUGCAGGAGCAGGCGUCCUGGGUGUGCCAGUGUGACGAGAGCGUGGUGCAGAGGCUGGAGCAGGACUUCAAGGUGACCCUGCAGCAGCAGAGCUCCCUGGACCAGUGGGCCUCCUGGCUGGACAACGUGGUCAACCAGGUCCUCAAGCCCCACGAGGGCAGCCCCAGCUUCCCCAGGGCCGCCCGGCAGUUCCUGCUCAAGUGGUCCUUCUACAGCUCCAUGGUGAUCAGGGACCUGACCCUGCGCAGCGCGGCCAGCUUCGGCUCAUUCCACCUGAUCCGCCUGCUCUACGACGAGUACAUGUUCUACCUGGUGGAGCACCGCGUCGCCCAGGCAACCGGGGAGACGCCCAUUGCCGUCAUGGGAGAGUUCAGUGACCUGACCUCCAUGAUGCCAUCUCUCAUGGAUAAAGACCCCUCCUUCUCCGACGACAUGAGCGACAUGGGCAGCGACGCCGACGUGUCCAGGGGCCCCAACGAGCCGGCCGUGAAGAGGGAGCGGAUCGAGAUCAACCACUCGCUGCAGGAGAUCUGAGAGCAGGCCUUCAGGAGAGGUCAGGAGGUCACCAGGCCGCCUGGCCUGGCUCACGGGGGUUCUGGGCUCCAGGGUUCUCCUGGGUUUAGGGGGUGGUCCUGCCCAGCACAACCUAGCACAGUGUGUGUAUAUAGAGAAGAGCUGCAGCCUAUGCUAGCCCUCCUUAGCUACAGAGUGUAUUUAAAAGAGGGCGUGUUUCUGCUGGAUGAUAAAAGGAGUUUUACCUGACAGGGGUAACCGUUUCAGAUUUUCCUUUCAUGUUCGUUUGCAACUGUGAAUAAGAAUGACUUUGUGCAGUACCCGCGUUGGAUAAGUGCAACUUCUGUACGAUUGGUGUGCGUGUUUCGAAUUUAGUUCCUUUGAUAGCCGUGCCAUAGUGUCAUUUGAGUGCCUUAGAUAAGUGUUCAAGCACCACUACCGAUGUCUGCUGUGCCUCCACCGCAGUGUGAAUGUAUCGUUCCAGAACCUCAGACAUUCGAAGCACCUUUAAAAAAAAAAAAAAUGUUUAAAAAAAAAAACAGAUAAAAGAAAAAGCUGUCAGGUGUACAUGUUGCCUCUGCUGCAGCUUGCAGCGAAAUGCACGUCGAUGCAACCCACUGACCCAAAGGACCCCCCCAUCCGACCCACUCACCCCCCCACAUCCAACCCAAAUUACCCCCUAUCAGUUGUGUCAGUAGGGGCUGUUACUGAAGGUUCUGAGUCUCACUGCCACAGCAGAUAAUUAGUGACCUCAUUAGUUAACUGACUCUGCUCCAGGCAGGCAACCAGACUACAGUACAGCCUCUGUAACCCCCCCCCCCCCCUCCCAUCCCAAUCCCGCCCCCAUUUCAAGUCACUUCCCUCAUGUAAAUAUAGGUAUCAAGCCUUUGCAGCCAAAUGAUAACCGUUUUAGGAUACUGUUCCACCCUUGAUUGAAAGAUUUCCAGAAUGCCGUUGAUUGAUUUUGUCAGUUGAAUUUGGGUGCUUCGUUCCUCACCCAAAAGGUUGACGUCACACCAGAUGAAUCUAUGUAUAGAGACUUACAAUAGAGACAUUUAAUUUAACAAAAAAAAAUAUAGAAAAAAAUAGAAAAAAAGUGGAGAUGUCAGUUGGCUGUGUGCAUACAGGCACCUACUAGUUUAUUCAGGACCUACCACUUCGAUUAACUGGAAGAGUAAGUUGGGCUGUCCUGUGUCGGAGCCUCACGCCCAGCCCACACGGGGCCCAGUGGAACCCCUCAUGGGAUAGAAUACGAGAGAUUCUAUUUAACCAAACGCGAGAGAGCGUUGGACCUUGUGAAAAGCCCAAACCCUUAGCAGACCCCCCCCCCCUCCCGAGGCCUGUUCAGCACAGGCACUGCGUGAGCCAAGACCAUGAGGUCACCUCACCAGCGCACAUCUGGAGCACAGGAACCCCCCCCCCACCCCCCCUCCUUUUAAUAGUAUGCUCUCCACGAUGUAUGAAAAUGCUAAAAGCUGUGGAAGCUUUUGCCCCCCUCGUUGUGAUGACAUGGAUAGGCUCAGCUGGGAGGAGCCUAGUGUGACACCAACUGUUCUUCUUCAUGGGAUUUAACAUUUUUAUGGAUAUGUUGUUGAGAUUGUGUUCUUUUUCUGGCCUUUGGCUCCACCCCCUUUUUCCUCCCUGGUAUGGUACCGUUUAGG